UCAGGCUUUUUAUUUUGAAAUAAUUUUAGAUUUACAGCUGAGUCACAAAGAUAGCACAGGAAGUUCCCAAUUAUCCUUCACCCAGCCUCCCCUGUUGUGAACAUCUUACAUAACCAUGGUGGCUUGAUCAAAACUACGAAAUUAAUAUUGAUACCACACUACUAACGAAGCAACAGGCCUCACUGGGAUUUCACCAAUUUUUUCAUGAAUGCCCUUUUUCUGUUCCAGGAUCCAACCAUGCCUGCAUUUGACAGAUGGCCUGGAGGGUAGAUGUGGCGUCUCCAGGGUCCCUCAGAGAGCUAGCCUGUGGCCAGCCCUCCCUCUCCUGCUGUAGCUUGGGUUCCUGCCCUCCUCACCUUCCUACCUUGUCAAGACACAGGCCUUGUUGCUCUGUCCAUGGCUCUAGCAUCACAGAUGCCCUGAUACAACCUUGCCCUGCCUGUCCCUGUCCCCGUCCCCAUCCCCAUGGCUGCCUACCCAGGCCUUCCUGCUCAUGUGCUCCCCCCACUCCACCCCUCCGCACAUGCGCACAUAUGCCCUGAAACGGCUGGCUCCGGCUUGGCUCCCAUGGGGGCUGGGAGCAUUAAGCUGCUCCCAUUCACCAUGCUGUGCCGCCCGGCACACUGGACAGGGUUCUUCCCUCUCUGUGACUGGAGGACACACAGUUGACUUGAUGGGGACACUGGUGGUUCCUAUCUAGCCUCCCGUCCUCCCUCAGCUGCCUCCCUUGUCUCAAGGCCUCUCCAGCCUCUGUCUGACUGCUGUUCUCUCCCAAGGCCUUGGGAACUCCUGCCUCUUUGUUGUCUCAGCACUCCCUUCACAGUUUACAAGGGGAUUUGGGGAGGGCUUUCCCCCCCGGGAUAAUGGGAGGCGUGGAGCCAUGGUUUGCUGCGGUCUUUGCUCUCUGGGCAGUGAGGCCUUCUGUUGUUUACCUUAGGCUGCCUCUGAAGCUCCCAGAUCCCUGCCUAGACAUGAUCUCACCCUCUCAAAUCAUCCCUGCGAGGCAGACAGGAGUCUGGGUCCAACCUGCCCCCACUUCACAGGUGGGAAAACUGAGGGAUUCACACAUGUGCGUGCCGCAAGACAGACACACACACACACACACACAGAGCAAAUAUGUUGACAAGUUGCUCUGCAGUCCUGGGGUCCUGUGCCUGCAGUUAUCUGGAAGGUGACAGGUCCAGGAUAGGGCCUGGCCCAGCGGUGUUCAGCAAAUGCCUCAAAAUUCAUGGGUCUUCUAGUGAUAUCCCACAGCCUAACACAGGGCCCUGCCUCCAGGGAGCCUGUGGUCAGUAUCAGCAGGUGAGAGGAGCCUAAAGAGACGCAUCCUGCGUUGCUGAAGUUCCUGAGUCCAGUUCUAAGGCAGCUCUACAGGCACAUUUCGCCAGGCGUGGUGGCUCAUGCCUGCAACCACAGCGCUUUGGGAGGCCAAGGCGGGAGGAUCACUGAGGCCAGGAGUUCAAGACCAGCCUGGGCAAUAUAGCAAGACCCUCGUUUCUACAAAGAAUUAAAAAUUAAAAAUUUAGCCAGGCCUGGUGGUGCACACCUGCAGUCCCAGCUACUCAGGAGUCUGAGGCAGGAGGAUGGCUCGAACCCAAGAGAUCAAGGCUGCAGUAGGAGCUGUGAUCACGCCACUGCACCUCCAAUCUGAGCAACAGAGUGAAACCCUGUCUCUAGGGGAUAACAAAAGUCACAUUUCAUGAGGGCAGGCCUUGCGUGUGGUAGCAAGAGCUAUGGUGGAGAGGGACUACCCCUGAGGGUUGGUGGGCUGCCUGGGGACGGUGCCCAGUGCUGGACAAUCCACACAGCUCCUCUCCGAUUGUUGUGGCUUCCCAACACCACUGUAAAAGAAGAAUUGCUAUGACCCUACUCUACAAAUAAGAAAAUUGAGGCCCACAGCUCACCCAGGAGCACAGAGCAAGCCAGCCAGCAGUGGCUGGCCAUCUGGUUGCAGGUCCUGAGCUUUGUCCACACCACCAAGCCACUGUCUCCCCAGCAGGGAGGCGCACAAAACUAUCAGAGGCAGAGGAAAGGGGUGGCCUCUGCCAGGUGAGGAGCCAGACGGCCUGCUUCGCAGAUCCCUUCCAGCUGGCUUUGCCUUCCAGUGCUGAGGGGCGGGUGAAGGAGGAAAGGCCAAGCUGGGAGAGGAGCAGGCGCUUGCCACAACCACCCCCACCCUGCUCUCCACGCGCCAGGUCCUGCACGCUGGGUGGGAGGGUGACGACAAGGAUGGAGGAGCAAGGCCCCACCCCCGCCCUCCCAGGGCGCAUCAUCUGCAGCAGAGAGGGCCUUGAGCUGCGUGGGAAAUGCGGUGGGCAGAGGGACACUGAUGAGGGUGGGCUGGCUGACGGCAGCCUUCUCUCAGCCCCGGACCCCUCCCGCCAUCCCCAGCCCUGCCCCCUCCCUCCUCCCAGCGCCUGUCACUCUUCCUGCCCAAACCAAGCAUUUAGCACUUAGCCUCGAACCCUCAGCUGACUCCUCAUCUAGGACUCCGUCCAUCUCUCCAACUACUGCAGAAUCUUCUUCAAGGCAGGGGUUUAUGUCCCCCACCCCCACGGGCCAUGUGACAUUUAUAACUCUUCGGUGGAGUGAGAAGAAAGGUAUUUGGGAUAUGAUCAACUCCGGCAAUGCCAUUGUGUGUUUACGGCAACAGCGGGACAGUGGGUCCAAGGGGCGGCCCCGGGCCUCCGUGACGUCACUGGGCUUGUCGCGUCACCGUCGCCUACGCCGGCGGCGCAAAGCGCCCUGCAGGAAAGAUGACGUCACCAUCGGAGCUCCGGCAGACCAGUGCGCGCUUGGGGAGUUGGCGAGCGGGGGGCGGCGGGGAGACGUCCGGAGCGCGCGGAACUGACAGGCGGCAGAAGCCGGGCGGGAUCCGCUGGGCUGCGGACCGGUGCCCACCCAGUUCCCGGGCGGCCCCCGGCGGCCCCGCCUCCUCGGUGACUGCCGCGGGCCGGCCAAUCCGGGCAGGCCGCGGCGCCGCGCAGCCUAUCAGCGGCCAGAGCUCGCGUGCGCUUCCGCGUUCGCGUGCGCUUCCGCGUUCUCGUGAGCGCCCGGCCCGCUGCAGCAGGGACUGGGAGGGGGAGCCGCAGCGCACGCUAGCCCGCGGCUCGGCUCAGUCGGUCUGCGAGGAUCCGGGCCGCCGCCCACCGGGGGACCCGAUGGCCUCGGAGGGCCUGGCGGGGGCGCUGGCUUCCGUGCUGGCUGGCCAGGGGUCGAGCGUGCAGAGCUGCGACUCGGCGCCGGCCGGGGAGCCGCCGGCGCCAGUGCGGCUGCGGAAGAACGUGUGCUACGUGGUGCUGGCCGUGUUCCUCAGCGAGCAGGAUGAGGUGCUACUGAUCCAGGAGGCCAAGAGGGAGUGCCGGGGGUCGUGGUACCUGCCUGCGGGGAGAAUGGAGCCGGGGGAGACCAUCGUGGAGGCGCUGCAGCGGGAGGUGAAGGAGGAGGCGGGGCUGCACUGUGAGCCCGAGACACUGCUGUCCGUGGAGGAGCGGGGCCCCUCCUGGGUCCGCUUCGUGUUCCUCGCUCGCCCCACAGGUGGAAUUCUCAAGACUUCCAAGGAGGCCGAUGUGGAGUCCCUGCAGGCUGCCUGGUACCCACGGACCUCCCUGCCCACUCCGCUGCGAGCCCAUGACAUCCUGCACCUGGUUGAGCUAGCCGCCCAGUAUCGCCAGCAAGCCAGGCACCCUCUCAUUCUGCCCCAAGAGCUACCCUGUGAUCUGGUCUGCCAGCGGCUCGUGGCCACCUUUACCAGCGCCCAGACAGUGUGGGUGUUGGUGGGCACAGUGGGGAUGCCUCACUUGCCUGUCACUGCCUGUGGCCUCGACCCUAUGGAGCAGAGGGGUGGCAUGAAGAUGGCCGUCCUGCGGCUGCUGCAGGAGUGUCUGACCCUGCACCACUUGGUGGUGGAGAUCAAGGGGUUGCUUGGACUGCAGCACCUAGGGCGAGAUCACAGUGAUGGCAUCUGUCUGAAUGUGCUGGUGACCGUGGCUUUUCGGAGCCCAGGGAUCCAGGAUGAACCCCCAAAAGUUCGGGGUGAGAACUUCUCUUGGUGGAAGGUGAUGGAGGAAGACCUGCAAAGCCAGCUCCUCCAGCGGCUUCAGGGAUCCUCUGUUGUCCCAGUGAACAGAUAGAGAGGUGGAGGAGGUGACAGGGAGCUAGGCAGCCGUGCUCCCUCCAGUGCGGACUUGUCUCCCUCUGAGGGAGGCAAGAGGCUGGCGAUCAGGGAUCUUGUUGCAUUGGGAGCAGGGGCGGCUCUCCUGGUCCCCAGGAGAGAUGCUUUGAGGAGCAUUCCUCUAGAUUGCACAAGGGACAGUGCCUUUAACCAAGCAAGGAGUCCAAAGCUCAGGACCUGACUACCCUGAGGGCAUGCUGACACCUCUCCCCAGGGGGAUGGGGAGCUUUCUGCACCCCCAGUGGCAUCUCCUCAUCACGUUCUGUGCCCUCCUUGGGAAAGGCCUGCAUCCUGAUCCUUCCAGGCCCUUCGAGCAUGGAGGGGCACUGGGGAAGGUCCCCCGAGGGAGGAGCAUGUUGCUGAGUAAAGAGGUGUUACUCACCUUG
Pongo pygmaeus (Bornean orangutan) is the source of this 4560-nucleotide messenger RNA. RefSeq names its product nudix hydrolase 18 (gene NUDT18). Bases 2757 to 4133 code for a protein of 458 amino acids. NCBI's taxonomy places the organism in Eukaryota, Metazoa, Chordata, Mammalia, Primates, Hominidae. Gene Ontology annotation, molecular function: 8-oxo-dGDP phosphatase activity; 8-oxo-GDP phosphatase activity. The record is from RefSeq and is a predicted model, not a curated record. The transcript has 3 exons.